AUGGUGUACACGACCUCAUCCUUAUUUCUGAAGUCUCUUUCCCUCGCUGGCAUCACGCAUGCUUUCGUGAACUGGGGCUCCGAUCAUCCAGCAAUGUUGGAAGAACUUCAGCGUCAACGAUUUGAAGGCGAGCAUCAAGGGGCAACUUCGCCCUGUGUGAUAACGUGCCCAAACGAAAUGGUAGCUCUUAGUGCUGCACAAGGAUACGCUCAGGUCACUGGCAGACCAGCUGCGGUCAUUAUACAUGUAGAUGUAGGGACGCAGGCUCUUGCUGGGGCAAUUCAUAAUGUCAAUCGAGGCAGAGUUCCAGUCCUCAUCUAUGCAGGUGCAUCGCCCUUUACAAGUCGUAAUGAGAUGAAGGGUAGUCGCAAUGAAUGGAUAAUGUGGCUUCAAGACAUACCUGACCAAACCGCAAUUGUUCGCCAGUACAUGAGAUACACUGCUCAAAUUAACUCCGGAAGGAAUGUUGUUCAAAUCGUUAAACGCGCCCUACAGAUUGCCACUUCUGAACCCAAAGGCCCAGUCUAUCUUUGGGCACGUAGAGAGGUUAUGGAAGAGGAACACCCGUUCGCACUGUAUAAUUCAUUAUCAAUGAAACCCCACAUAUCUGUCUCUCCAGCAGCUCUUUCUCCAGUUGAUACGAUGGCGAUCAGUACCGCCCUACUCACGGCCCUCCAUCCAUUGAUCAUAACUUCCCAUAUUGGACGUAAUCAAGAUGCAGUCUCUUCCGUGCUCACGCUCUCCACUCUGCUCGCAGUUCCUGUUUUUUGCGUUUGUCCCUCCACCGUCAACAUUCCUUUUUCGCAUCCGUUCCUAUUUGGAAUCACCUAUCUUUCUCCGGGUCCGACCACAGACUCAUUUGAAGAGCAUCUUCAAAUUGCUGACACUGUCCUAGUGCUUGAUUCAGACAUCCCCUGGAUCCCCUCCAAAUGUGGGCCAAGUGAAGAUGGUUCCCGAGUCUUCAUCAUUGACAGUGGAGAUCCACUUAAAACGAACGUGGCGAUGGGGACUUGGGACGCGGCUUUACAUCGAGGAGUAGAGUUGAUAUGCUGUGCCGAUACAGAAACGGCUGUUGGACAGUUAGUUGAUGUUACGAAGGAGCACAUACGAGGCAGUACAACGAAGCUUGAGACGGUUAUACUUGAAAUCCGGGAUCGAAUCAAACAGCGAGCGCAACGAAUCAAGCAGGUUCAUGACAAAUGGAUUGCUCGUCUAGAUGGGGACGAAUCCAUACCUGAUGUCGCAAAAGAAGGGCCCUCAAAUCUCAUCACAGUACCCCAUAUCAUGCGAGCCCUACGGGAAGUUGUGGCUCCCAUUUCAUCGAAAUCCUUAAUCAUCAAUGAAGCCAUAUCUAACUACGGCGUCGUCUGGGAACACGCUCGAGCCGAGUUUCCUGGAAGUCUUUUGACUUCUGGAGGUUCGUCCUUGGGUUACGCACUUGGUGCCUGUGUAGGUGCAGUUUUAGGGAGUUCGUCUUCUAGUGGAACCGGAAGCGAUACAAUGGACUAUGAUUUGGUGACUGCGGUGGUGGGCGAUGGGACGUUCAUGUUUGGUGUUCCGAGCUCUGCCUUUUGGAUUGCUCGCCGAUAUAAUACGCCUUUUUUGACCAUUGUACUCAAUAACGGUGGUUGGAAAUCCCCCAAGUUAUCAAUGCUAGCGGUUCAUCCUCAAGGUCAUGGGUCGAAGGCACGUUCAGGAGAGCAACUCUCUGUUGGUUUCUCAUUUGAAUCCCGAACUCAAAUCUCGGCUGCGCAAUCCGAUAGGAUUUCUCCGAGCUACUCUCAAAUUGCCGUCGCCGCCACUGACGGUUGGGCCUGGGGCAGAAGUGUAUCUUUAUCCUCCGAUAACGCGACAGAACCGCCGGACUUGGUUUGGAAAACUCUCAAAGGAGUGCUCGCAGAAGCGGUUCGAAUAGUGAUCGAAGAAAAACGGUGUGCUGUAAUUGAUUGCCUCCUAGAGGCUCUGUAA
Lentinula edodes (shiitake mushroom) is the source of this 1968-nucleotide messenger RNA. Its product is annotated as thiamine diphosphate-binding protein. The coding region runs from base 1 to 1968 and encodes 655 amino acids. The record is from RefSeq and is a predicted model, not a curated record. Gene Ontology annotation, molecular function: acetolactate synthase activity; flavin adenine dinucleotide binding; thiamine pyrophosphate binding. The transcript is spliced from 6 exons. Lineage: Eukaryota; Fungi; Basidiomycota; Agaricomycetes; Agaricales; Omphalotaceae. Gene Ontology annotation, biological process: L-valine biosynthetic process. Gene Ontology annotation, cellular component: mitochondrion; acetolactate synthase complex.